AUGUCGGAGGAGUUCGAGGAGUCCGACAUCCUCUGGCCAGACGGCGACGACGAGGGCGCGACGGCGAAGCCGGCAUGGAGCGAGGAACGGCCACCUCGGCGGCAGACACUGGCUCAGAGAGCCCGAGCCAGUCGUUCUGAUUGGGCACCUUCGUCAGCUUAUCGCAGUAAUCACAGCGGCGGCGACGGUGAAGGGAAGAGAAGGAGCACGGGGAGCAGGCCCAUAAUCCCCCCGCACGUCAUCGUCGCGCAGAGGAAUCGCGGCGGCGAUGGCACGGCGUGCUCGGUGCUCGUCGGCAACGGGAGGAAGCUCGCCGGGUGGGAUCUCCGGCGGUUCAGGACGUUCGUUCUGCGGAUGACGGGGUACGUGGAGGGAAAUAUGCCUCCUAGACAUUACGCCAAUAGAACCCCAGAGAUCCGGGAGGAGGAGAGACGUGGGGAGGCACCACCUUCGUCACCUCCGCCUCCACCUCCAUAG
Zingiber officinale is the source of this 477-nucleotide messenger RNA. RefSeq lists its product as uncharacterized. The coding region runs from base 1 to 477 and encodes 158 amino acids. The transcript is spliced from 2 exons. The record is from RefSeq and is a predicted model, not a curated record. NCBI's taxonomy places the organism in Eukaryota, Viridiplantae, Streptophyta, Magnoliopsida, Zingiberales, Zingiberaceae.